AUGCAACUGAUGUCAACCUGCAACCGGCCUGUCACGGCCUCACUUGAGACUUCCGCGCUGCGAAAGCGCGCAGGGGCCCCACAGCGGCUUCCCAGGGCGCCGGCGGUGCGGGCGGCCGCGACCCUUGCGGCAGACGAGCAAGCAGCGGUGAGCCUGGGCUUCGUCUGCGAGCACCCCAGCCAGCUGCAGGCCAGCAACCUCGUGCCUGCGCUGCAGACGGUGUUGCUCAGCCUGCACCAGCGGCCCAGCAGCAGGGGGUGGGAGCGUGCGGUGCUUGCCUCGCCGCUGCUGGUGGGCCUGCUCAGCUGGGCCACGCAGCUGCUGGAGCAGACGGCGGCGGCGGCGGCGCUGGGCCCCGAGGCCCCCCUGCUGGUGCUGGAGGCGCUGAGCCACCUGGGCAGCGCCAGCACCGCGCUGGAGCCCAACGGCGCCGCCACGCGCCAGGCGCAGCACUGCCGCCGCCUGUGGCGUCACGCCCACGCCUGCCUGGGCGACGCCGCCGACGAGGCGGGUGUGUGGACCCUGCUCAACCGCGACCUCAUGACGCCCGACAUGAUUGUGCGCUACUACGAGGCCUGCGCACGCGGCGCCCUGCUGGCCGGCACGCCCACCAAGAGCCGCGGGCUGGGCCUGCUGCUCAGGAGCCACCUGCACAACAAGCGCUUCACAACCGACGAGUGCGUGCGCCUGCUUACGGCCUGGGCGCAGCUGCGCCGCCGCAUGCCCUUCAACCCAGACUCCUAUAACUUUGCUGACCUGUCCGCCUGCCUGGCGGCCAGCGCGGGGCAGCUGAAUGUGGCGCAGCUGCAGCUGGUGGCGGCUGCCGCCCCCGCCUUCCAGUGGCCCGUGUACCGCAGCAUGCCGCUGCUGCACGCCGUGUGCCGCGAGGCGGUGCACAGGUCCAUGGCCGGCACCAUGCAGCUGCCCGCGGCGCAGCGCACGCUGGCGGCGGCGGUCAAGGGGGUGGCGGCCAUGCACCCGCGCCUGGCGCAUGACCUGCAGGCAGCCACCUGCGAGUGGAUGAGGGACGCCCCCACCGCCGCACCCGCCGCACCCACCGCCGCGGCGCCGGCCGCAGCAGCGCCGGUCCCCGCCGAGGCGCCAGACUGCGGCAACAACGCUGUGGCCCUGCCGUGCGUCGGCCCCACGCUGUCCCCGCUGGUGGGCACCACCCACGCAUGA
Chlorella variabilis is the source of this 1182-nucleotide messenger RNA. Its product is annotated as expressed protein. The record is from RefSeq and is a predicted model, not a curated record. Lineage: Eukaryota; Viridiplantae; Chlorophyta; Trebouxiophyceae; Chlorellales; Chlorellaceae. The coding region runs from base 1 to 1182 and encodes 393 amino acids. The transcript is spliced from 5 exons.